AUGAAGCUAGUAACGGACGGCGUGUGGACGUUAUCCAAGACACACUUGCGGAUUCUCAAGACCGCAGAGGAUUGUAUGAAAAGUCAUAGUGCAGCAAUUAGCUUUGAGAUGCUGAAGAGUCGGUCGAGAAUACAGGGAUGCUUUAUGGAGUAUGCUGUUGAUCUGUGCAAGCUUAAGUUUUUGACUUAUAUUGACCAAGGAUACAAGCUCUCGUGCUCAGGGCUUGACUGUCUUGCAAUCAACACUCUAAGAUCCAGGGGAUUGGAGAUUAUGGGGGACAAGAUAGGGAUUGGGAAGGAGUCUGAUAUAUAUAUUGGGGUGUAUGAUGGAAGAAGCGUUGCACUGAAGUUCCACAGGCUUGGAAGAACAAGCUUCCGCAGUGUAAGAAAGGCAAGGGGAUAUGUGAAGGAAAGGGUAAACUGGCUUAUGAUGUCGAAAGUGUCGUGUGAUAGAGAAGUUGCGUAUCUGGAGAUGUUCAAAGAUAUGUGUGUUCCCUUGGUGCUAGACCACGAUAGGCAUGUUAUUGUGCAGGAGCUUCUGGAGUAUCAGCCUUUGUACAGAACAAGAGUGGAAAACGCAGAGCAUAUAUGCAGGCUGAUGCUUGAGUUUAUUAGGAACCUUUGGAGCCGAGGAUAUGUUCAUGGAGACUUCAAUGAGUUCAACAUUAUGGUCAAUAAUGACAUUAAGGUGAUAGAUUUUCCGCAAUGUAUUAAGAAUACGGACAGUAGAGCGCUUGUGUAUCUCAAAAGGGACUUUAAGUGUGUUUUGCAAUACUUCAAAAGGAAGUACAACUACGUACCUGAAGAUGCAAGCUAUGAAGAGUUUUUGAGAGAACUGUCGAUCAACACAAAUAUAGAUAGUAGCAGUGGCGAGGUUGACUCUGCAGAUGAGCAACACGGAUCGGUGGAAUUAAUUGGACUAAUAGGCAAGAUGGUUGUUUGA
Molecule: messenger RNA, 942 nt
Organism: Ordospora pajunii
Lineage: Eukaryota; Fungi; Microsporidia; Ordosporidae
Product: RIO protein kinase
Exons: 1
Coding region: 1-942 (313 amino acids)
Biological process (GO): protein phosphorylation; maturation of SSU-rRNA
Cellular component (GO): cytosol; preribosome, small subunit precursor
Molecular function (GO): ATP binding; protein serine/threonine kinase activity
Source: RefSeq, a predicted model, not a curated record